AAGAUCCAUAAAGGGAUGAACUUGGACCAUUUUCUUCAGGUGAAACUCUCUGGAUCCAUCAGCAGUCAGUACUUGACUGCUUUGCUCAUGGCAGCUCCCUUGGCACUUGGAGAUGUGGAGAUUGAGAUCAUUGACAAACUAAUUUCUAUUCCAUAUGUUGAAAUGACUUUGAAAUUGAUGGAACGAUUUGGUGUCACUGUGGAGCACUCCGAUAGUUGGGACAAAUUCUUGAUCAAGGGUGGUCAAAAGUACCAAUCCCCUGGAACGGCUUACGUAGAAGGUGAUGCAUCGAGUGCUAGUUAUUUCUUGGCAGGUGCUGCAGUCACUGGGGGUACUGUCACUGUUGAAGGUUGUGGUACAACCAGUUUGCAGGGUGAUGUGAAAUUCGCAGAAGUUCUUGAGAAAAUGGGAGCCAAGGUUACAUGGACUGAGAACAGUGUCACUGUUACUGGUCCACCACGAGAUCCUUCCAAGAGAAAAAACUUGCGUGCCGUUGAUGUAAACAUGAAUAAAAUGCCCGAUGUUGCCAUGACCCUUGCUGUUGUUGCGCUAUUUGCGGAUGGUCCAACAGCCAUUAGAGAUGGUAAGUUUUAGCUUGCACUCUUGCAAGCUUAUAACUUGUUCAUAUAAAUUGGUAUCUGAAAUUAGUUGGCA
Messenger RNA from Phoenix dactylifera (date palm), 654 nucleotides. The record is from RefSeq and is a predicted model, not a curated record. NCBI's taxonomy places the organism in Eukaryota, Viridiplantae, Streptophyta, Magnoliopsida, Arecales, Arecaceae.